AUGGCUCCAAGCAUAGCAACCGUGAAAAUAGCCAAGGAUAUGGUCCUGCCUUUACGCAUAUUCGUCAACCGGAAGCAGCUUCUUCAGAGCAGUGAUAACAUUAGUAACAAAUCCGAUGCAACUAUAUUUGAAGCACCAUUAUUAUCAAACAACUCUAUUAUUUGCUUAAAAUCACCGAACACAAGAAUAUAUUUAUCUCAACAGGAUAAGAGAAACCUUUGUGAUGAGAUUAAGGAGGACCUGCUAUUGAUUCUUUAUGAACUAGCCUCCCCCGAAAUCAUCACUUCUGUACUCAGUAAAAUAAGAAUUGGGCAUUCAGUUGAUUUUCAAACAAAAGUUUUGCCUAAACUUUUUGCGGGAGCUUACACAGAUGAUAUGGUAACCUCUCAUGUACAGGCUGUAACAAGAUUGGCUAAGUUUAAAUACAAGUUGCGCUACAAACAAAAGUGGGAACUGGACAUAUACAUUAAUAAUAUCAAGAACAUUGCUAACAUAAGGCAUUACUUGAUGUUCCAAACGUUAACAAUGAAUGGUUCUUCACUAAAUUCCGGCCCUAAAACGUUGCUAACUAGGAAAAUAGAAAAACAACCUCAAGUGCUUAAUCUAUUAAUAGAAAACGAGGAUUCAAAUGCUCUGGAUGUGCCGGUGGAAGAGAACAUAAAACCUGUGAUAGAGUUCAUGUACAAACCUGUUAUUAACUUGGGCGAAAUUAUAGAUGUACAUGUGUUGCAGAGACCAAGAAGACACAAAGUACGCACCCAACAGAAUAAACCGCAAGAGGAAUGA
Molecule: messenger RNA, 786 nt
Organism: Saccharomyces kudriavzevii IFO 1802
Lineage: Eukaryota; Fungi; Ascomycota; Saccharomycetes; Saccharomycetales; Saccharomycetaceae
Gene: SAW1
Product: DNA-binding protein SAW1
Exons: 1
Coding region: 1-786 (261 amino acids)
Biological process (GO): double-strand break repair via single-strand annealing, removal of nonhomologous ends
Molecular function (GO): flap-structured DNA binding
Source: RefSeq, a predicted model, not a curated record